AUGGAGCUUGCGUUUCGAGGACGAAUAGCUAUGAUUAAAGACCCCCUUCGUCGUAAAUUUCCGCUUUCGGAGAGACUGGUCGAAGUUAUCGACGACAAAUUAACUAAUGAGGUUCUAUUGGAUGAAGCUUUAAAAAUGAUGAAAAGUAGUGAACCAAUGAGCGUAGGAAGUUGGAUUGAUUUGAUGAGUGGUGAAACCUGGAAUGUGCUGAAGAUUGGAUACCAGUUGAAACAAGUACGAGAGCGUUUAGCAAAAGGUUUGGUGGACAAAGGCAUUCUGAGAACCGAGAAACGAAACUUUUUGCUUUUUGACAUGGCAACUCAUCCUGUCAGUGAUUCUUCUGCCAAAGAUGAGAUUGUGAAACGGGUUAUUAAAACGCUGACUCAUCUCAAUAAUUCCACGGCAUCAUCAGAAAAAGAAAUACCGUUUAGCUACUUACGCACUAUAUCUAUGGUGUGUGCUGCAUAUGCCGCCAAUGUCUUGGAAAAUGCCUUGUUGCAACUAAAUUACGAGACACGAGAGCGAGCGUACACAAAGGUAGACGAGUUACUGAGUGAAUAUUCGGUUUGGCCCUUUUCAAAGAAGGUCAAAGUGGAUAUCCCUGAAGGAAAAGAGUUGCAAAUUGAAGUCGUGGCUGCUGUCCUAAAUGUAUUCACGAAGAUGGAUA
Molecule: messenger RNA, 667 nt
Organism: Acaulospora colombiana
Lineage: Eukaryota; Fungi; Glomeromycota; Glomeromycetes; Diversisporales; Acaulosporaceae
Source: the annotation of a GenBank genome assembly